AGAUCAAGCCAGCCACCCCCCCCCCUUUUUUUUUUUUUCUAUCCGGCUUCCGAAGUUCCGACAUCCGGUUCUAACAAGGCCAAAGUUCAACAUGUCUCAGGUCCAAGUCUCUAUCUAACACAAUUACAUGACAUUUUCGAUGUCGACGCAUAAAUAAAGUGGCAAUGUCUUCUCCAAUGGUCCGUACGCGGAUCGCUAAUGCUUGCGAUACGUGUAAACAGCGUAAAGUCAAAUGCGACGGGAACUUACCUUGUAGUUACUGUAAGCGUCGCCAGGGAGAUUCGACGUGCCGGUUUUCUCCUACGCCUCGUCGUCGACCGAGGAGACCGCGUUUGCCUUCUCCGGAGACAUCCGUAACCCAAUCGUCCGUUCCGUCGGUAGGGCCGGAUGUAUCUGCCCAUGUUCCCGUCUCUUCGGCCGAACCGUCUGGCAUUCAUACCGCUCAUACAACUCGAACCCGCACGUCGGAUGAUAUCACCCUUCGCAGCGACGCCUCCGCCGAGGAAGAAGCCGAUGUGCCCCGCGAAGCCCGUUUGUUGCGCGAUGCUCAUGGAAAACUAACUUUCGUCGGAGACUGCGCGCCGCUCUCUCUUUUCCAGACUGUACGCCAGAUAGUGACAUCUCGGGUAGAUCCGAAUGCCUUUGCUCCACAAACAGGACAAACGGGACGGGUUUCAAUGUUGGAAAACUCUUCCUCCUACCUGUCAUUUUCGGCUAUCGGCAAGGAACCACCAUAUGUGGACUCUGCUACUGCCGGACAGCUAGUGUCAUCGUUUAUAUCAGUGACCUCUGGACUAGUUAAUCUCUUUGAGAAUAAAAACCUCGAGAACAAUAUAUCGGCAUGGAUUGCUAAAGAAGGAGAAUCCGCCGACGCAACAUCCGCAGUCAAUUACUUAGUUCUGGCUAUCGGUUCGCAGUCUGUCAAUGAAGAAUCCGCUACUAGAUCUUUUCAAUAUGCGAAGACCCUAGCUCUAUCAUGCCUCGGUGGUGAUCUAGGAAUUGAGACAGUUCAAGCUUUCGCCCUUGUGACCAUAUAUAUGCUUCGAGCAUGUCAGAUCAACGGGGCUUAUCUUUUCUUCGGCAUCGCUGCGCGGGCGGCGUACUCGAUUGGCCUGCAUAGAACGGAAGUAAAUACUCGGUUCGGAUCCAAUACGCAUACCCAAAGAGACCGCCUUUGGAAGAGCUUGCGAGUUCUAGAUUUAUUUCUGAGCAUAUCUAUGGGUAGGCCACCAUCUAUGUCAGACGUAGACUGCACGGUGCCUUGUCGAACUUUUAACGCCAACGGCCAAGAGCAGUACGACCUUUUGAAUGCCUCGGUGCAGAUACUCUCGAUUACCGAAGAAAUCGUACUCCGGGUAUAUUCCAGAAGAAAAAUCUCAUUCCAACUUACUGAGGGAAUCUCCCGCCAACUUCGAGAUUGGUCAAGUAGGUGGCUCCCUCGCCUCAAACAAACCGUUGCAGAAUCACCUCGAGAGGAUGAAGCGGAGAUCAUCGGUGCGUGUCAAGUCAUGUCUUCUUAUUAUUAUGCCGUCAUGCUAGUAGCGAGGCCUUUCCUCAUGUACGAGUUGUAUAAGCGCCUACCUGAUCCAGACAUUCCUACUGUGACCAAUCUGCCCAAUGGGGGUAGCGACAACUCAGGGAGAACGAGGCUCGCAAAUGCAUGUAUUGAUGCAGCAAGUUUGAUGGCUGAGUCAAUAGCGGACUUGGUAAAUCGGCAGAUCCUAGACGGACGCAUGCCGUUGAUAGUCUCAUGGCUCUUUGCUUCAUCCUUAGUACUUGGCGUUGGCCUCCUUGGGGGGUUUGGACGAAUACUCGAAAAGUACGCUCGGAUGUCUAUUGCUGGGUUAGAAUAUUUUGCGAGGAGCGAUGCGCAUGCUCUGCAAUACUCGCUUAUUGCUAAGUCUUUACUAUCUAGCGCUCUGAAGCAUCUCCAAAAGCAAGACAUCGACGAACGUCUUCGAAUCACAGAGAGCUCGUCUAAGCUGUUUGGACUGGUGCCAAAAGAGCGACUGCCCCAUGAGGACACCCUCCCUACUGAUACUAGCCAGCCCGGGAUUCUUCCAUCAGACAUGGAAUCAGCCAAUGUGCCUCAAGAUUUGCUAACGCACGAGCUAUUCGCUUCACCUUUCCACGACAUUGAUCCGGCCCUUCUAUCGUUAGGCUGUUCGCUUGAUUCCACAGCCGGUGCUUUUCUAGGUAGAGACCAGCAGGAUCGGAUUGAUCACGUUUUCGGCGCCCUCAACCUGUUCCCCCUAUUAGACGGAAAUGGCCAUAUAGAUCUCGUGCAUAACCUUUAAACGUUCCUCCUCGUGGGCAUUAAAAAACGAGAACUGCCAACAAAGCAGCUUCUACUCUAUCUGUUUCGGUCUAGGGAUCGGUGAUCGAGGCUUCUAUGUCUCUUAGAUUACGAAACGUCGCGUCAAAUUAGUGUGGCCUAGAUGAAUGAUGCGAGUAACGGAAAGGCCCCAGAGUGAGAAAUCCAUCAGCUUCGCCAGAACCAAACUACCAAGAACAGAGGUCGCAAGACCGUUUUUCAAUCGGUCAUCCUAGAGACUUAUAUGCUCCUUUUCUUCGUGGGACUAUCCGAGAUACUCAGAUAAAUCUUAUUGGAUAUUUAAUACAUAAUACUUCUACCCAUUCAAAUAGUAUAUUUACCUCUUCCAGGUUUUGGACCGGUGAGGCAUUAUUUGAUCAGACAGAGAAGCAAUUUGCAUCUACUAGCAGCAUGGAUUUCUCGAACCCAACAUAGGCGUCGACGAUAUUAUCCGCAACGAUGCUAGGCUUUUCGAUUAUGCCGCACUGAUAAACUGGCCUCAUGGUCACACUAUCGGGAGCAAAGACAAACUAGCAUUUCAAGAUAGAUUGAUCAAAUUCCUAUCCUCGGCAAGUUUUGGA
Molecule: messenger RNA, 2895 nt
Organism: Daldinia loculata
Lineage: Eukaryota; Fungi; Ascomycota; Sordariomycetes; Xylariales; Hypoxylaceae
Product: fungal-specific transcription factor domain-containing protein
Exons: 7
Coding region: 165-2297 (710 amino acids)
Biological process (GO): DNA-templated transcription; positive regulation of transcription from RNA polymerase II promoter by galactose
Cellular component (GO): nucleus
Molecular function (GO): DNA-binding transcription factor activity, RNA polymerase II-specific; zinc ion binding; RNA polymerase II cis-regulatory region sequence-specific DNA binding
Source: RefSeq, a predicted model, not a curated record